This is a messenger RNA of Peronospora matthiolae, 2112 nucleotides long. The record is from the annotation of a GenBank genome assembly. NCBI's taxonomy places the organism in Eukaryota, Oomycota, Peronosporomycetes, Peronosporales, Peronosporaceae.
AUGCGCGUGUUUGGUGCGCAAUGCUAUGCGCAUGUGGCGAAGGAGAAGAGGAAGAAGCUGGACGACUCAGGCGUGCGAUGUUUCUUUCUCGGCUAUGCGAAGGAUCAAAAGGCGUAUCGGCUACUUAACGCGGACGAUGGCUCGAUCGUGAUCUCAAGAAGCGUCACGUUCGCUGAGCAUUCUGUCUCGAAAGCAUCGAAAAGCAAAUACACGCGAUUGUUCGAUGUCAUUGAAGAAGAGGAAAGUGUGGAGGCGUCGCUACCCGAUAAUGAAGACAUACCAGCGCCGGUGACCGAAGAAGAGCUGCGCACCCCACCACUUCGAGCGCAGAACAGCUCUCAUCCCGGACCAAGUGAUCGACCAAGCGACACCAUUCCUACGCGCGCAUCCAGCACACCCGGAAGAAAUGGAGAAGAAGAGUGGAUGGUGCGACCGGUUCGGAAGAAGCGCGGUGUGGUUCGCUACGAACAAGAAUUUCCAAGCCAUCGUCGCGGUCGCUUCAAUUUGGACGACUACGAAGGUGACUUCGACUCUUUCUACUGUUUCUCGGCUGAAGAAGAUGGGGAACAAGCGUCCAGCUAUCGAGAAGUGAUGAAGAGCGGCUACAAGGAGCAGUGGCUCCAGGCAAUGAAGAGUGAGAUGAAGUCGCUUGAAGAACACAGCACAUGGAAGCUAGUGGACAUGCCACCGGGCAAGAAGGCCGUUGGCUGCAAGUGGGUCUUCAAGAUUAAACGCGAUCCAAGUGGCGAGAUCAUUAAGUUCAAGGCACGCUUGGUUGCGAAAGGGUUCACGCAGCGUCCUGGCAUCGACUAUAACGAGACCUUCGCACCAGUGGCGCGCAAGGAAUCUAUCAACACAGUGUUGGCGAUCGCUGCAGCUGAAGACCUGGAAGCAGAAAACGUUGAUGUCGACACAGCGUUUCUCUACGGCGAAGUGGAAGAGGAGAUCUACAUGGACCAACCUGACGGUUUUGAAGAUGAAGGAAGCCCGAAUAAGAAGUGUUUGCUGCAGAAGGCGCUACACGGGACGAAGCAAGCGGCGCGGCAGUGGAACAACAAGUUGAGUCAGCACUUGGUUGAUCAAGGAUUCAAGAGCAGUACAGCGGACCCGUGUGUGUUCGUUCGAGUGACAAGAGAGGAGUACAGCAUCAUCGUGAUCUACGUGGACGACUUGAUGAUUUUCUGCAAGACGAAGGAGCACAUCGCAAGUAUCAAGAACUCAUUGAUGGAAGAUUUCAGCAUUAAAGAUCUUGGAGAUCUCAAGUACUGCCUCGGGAUCGAGAUUCAUCGCAAGCGCGAAGAUGGAACGAUCAAGAUGAACCAGAAGGCGUACAUCACGCGACUGUCGGAGAACUUCGGCGUUGAGAACUGCAAGGACGUGCACACGCCAGCGGACAGUAACUCGAAGCUGAUCAAGAUGGGUCAAGAGGAAGCGUUUGUACCAAAGUACCCAUACCGUGAGCUGGUGGGCGCUUUAAUGUACAUCGCCACAUGUACACGACCGGACAUUGCGCAUGCGGUUGGCGAAGUUGCGAAGUUUUGCGAGCGCUACGACAAGUCGCAUUGGACAGCAGCAAAGCAGAUUCUCAAGUAUCUCAAGACGACUCAAGACUUAAGCAUCGUGUUUAGCGGCAUCAACAAGGGAGAGCUGAUUGGAUUUGCGGAUGCAAACUGGGCUGGCGACCUCGACACGCGGCGUUCGACAACAGGAUACGUUUUCUUCCUGAACGGAAGCGUGAUAUCGUGGAAUUCGAAGCGUCAACCAACGGUCGCGACCUCAAGUACGGAAGCAGAGUACAUGAGUCUCUACAGCGCGACACAGGAAGCAAUUUGGCUUCGAGGUCUGCUUAAGGACCUGAACUACUGUGCCAAGAACGCGACGACGAUUUUUCAAGACAAUCAAGGUUGCAUCGCGCUGGCCAAGAAUCCUGUGUACCACUCGCGCACGAAGCACAUCGACAUCGAGUUUCACUUUUUGCGAGAAAAGGUUGCAAGUGCAGUGAUCGCGCUAGAGUUCAAGCCGACAGAAGAAAUGGUCGCGGAUGGAUUCACCAAGGCUCUUCCAAGAGACAAGCACAGCAAGUUCAUCACGGGUCUGUGCAUGGCGGUGUAG